GACUUCCUUCGUGUUGCGGAACAGCUGACUGCGCAGGGACUGGUGCGACGGAGCGCGAGUAUUUUUUUCAAGAAAAUUGCGUGACCUUUUUGGGGGGUUUAAAAUAUAUAUUUUUUGAAGGAAAAAAAUGGCUGAGACGGACCCCAAGUCGGUGCAGGACCUUACAAAUGUGGUCCAGACCUUGCUGCAACAGAUGCAAGACAAGUUCCAGACCAUGUCAGACCAGAUCAUCGGGAGGAUUGAUGAGAUGAGCACACGGAUUGAUGACCUGGAGAAGAACAUCGCUGACCUGAUGACCCAGGCAGGUGUGGAAGAAAAUGAGGCAACACCCGAAAAGCCGAAAGAGGGUCAAGGCUCCUCGUGAAGGUUCCUAGAGACACGCAGUCUGAUGCUAUGUACUGGUGCAGUGGAGUUCCAAUCCUGAGGAUGACAUUGAUUUGAUGUUUGUGUGAUUUUUUAAAAUAUAUAUAUAUGUAUACACACAGACUGACUAUUGUGACAAACUGUUAUAUGUAUUGAUUUUUUUGGGGGGGGGGAGGGGAGGGGGGGGUCUGAACGUUAUUUGUAAGGUAGAGUAGUGUGGUUUGCUUGUUAGAAUUUUAGAAUGCUUUUGUGCACAAAUACAAAUUGAUUUAGUGCACUGACCAGGGUGUUGUCCGAUAUCAUAGCAGAUUCUUGUGACGUGCUGGUUGAUGGAGGCGGUUGCCCAGGGCUGUUGUGACAAAUUCACAUUGGAGAACAUCAUUACAGUGGCAGACAAUACUGUUAAUGAGGUGUGAGAUGCAUUCCAACGGAGAUUUCCUUCUAUUAAAAAUAUUUACUAAAACGCAGUUGUACUGUAUUACACAGGUUAAAGUUGGUGCUAGGACAUAUUUUGUAUAUAAUUAACUACGAGGUGCUUUUCAACUGUUUCAAUGCAAGUUAAUAUCUCAUGACUUAUGUUCACUCUGUACGCUUUAGUUCAUCCAAAUAAACUGGGUGUUUCCAACUGAAAA
This is a messenger RNA of Dunckerocampus dactyliophorus (ringed pipefish), 995 nucleotides long. It is a transcript of the gene hsbp1b, whose product is annotated as heat shock factor binding protein 1b. The record is from RefSeq and is a predicted model, not a curated record. Gene Ontology annotation, biological process: cellular heat acclimation. The transcript is spliced from 4 exons. The coding region runs from base 128 to 364 and encodes 78 amino acids. Gene Ontology annotation, cellular component: cytosol; nucleus. NCBI's taxonomy places the organism in Eukaryota, Metazoa, Chordata, Actinopteri, Syngnathiformes, Syngnathidae. Gene Ontology annotation, molecular function: transcription corepressor activity.